UAGCGGAAGUAUGUUUUACUGUAUUGCACGUGUGUUUCAGUAUUAAGGUAGAUAGGAUUAGGAGUAUAACUUAUACUUUUUAUAGGACUUAAGUUGUUUGAUAUUUCUGUAAAUCAUACAAUUAAAAGUUUAAAUGGUAAUUUAACGAAACGUUCCCAUUGGAAGAGUUCUUCUUCUAGAAAUGUCUUUAAAGAAAAAGAAACAAAAGUGUGAAUCACCAACUAUGGAUGAAAAUAUAAUCAGUACAGUCACAGGAGAGAGAUCACAAUUAUUAGAAAGUCCAGCUGAGGUCUUACUUUGUGAUUUCAAUAAUAAUGAUGAUUCUGCUGAAGAAGCUGACAUUAGGAAAAUGGUAACAGAACAAAAAAAGAAAAAGAAAAAAUCGGGAGGUUUUCAGUCCAUGGGUUUUAGCUUCCCCAUAUACAAAGGAAUAUUGAAAAAAGGUUACAACAUUCCUACACCUAUCCAAAGAAAGACUAUACCCCUGAUUAUGGAAGGGAAGGAUGUGGUUGCUAUGGCUCGUACUGGGAGUGGUAAAACUGCAGCUUUCUUAUUGCCAUUGUUUGAAAGACUGAAAACUCACAAUGCUCAGACUGGGGCACGAGCUUUGUUAUUUUCUCCUACUCGUGAACUGGCUCUUCAAACAAUGAACUUCACUAGAGAGUUAGGGAGGUUCACUGGACUUAAAACAGCCAUAAUUCUGGGAGGUGACAGUAUAGAAGAUCAAUUUGCAGCAGUUCAUGAGAAUCCUGAUAUUAUCAUAGCAACACCUGGGCGUUUUCUUCAUGUGGUGAUGGAGAUGGACUUGAAGCUUUCUUCAGUAGAAUAUGUUGUGUUUGAUGAAGCAGACAGCUUGUUUGAGAUGGGAUUUCAAGAGCAACUUCAAGAAGUUCUUUAUCGCCUUCCAGACCAUCGUCAGACACUCCUGUUUUCUGCCACUUUACCACGGCUUCUGGUGGACUUUGCCAAAGCAGGACUAAAUGAACCUAUUUUGAUUCGUUUGGAUGUUGAUUCCAAACUAAGUGAAAAUUUGAAGACGCAAUUUCUUUCAUGUCGUUCAGAUGAUAAACUGGCUGUGCUUCUAUACCUAUUAAAGUAUGUUGUUAAACCAGAAGAGCUGACAGUGGUGUUUGCUGCUACAAGACACCAUGUUGAGUACUUAAAUAUGGUUCUAACUCAAACAGGCAUCAGCUGCACAUAUGUGUAUAGUAGUCUGGAUCUUGUUGCUCGAAAGAUAAAUGUGGCAAAGUUUAAAGCCCGCAAAACCAGUGUACUGAUUGUAACAGAUGUAGCAGCUCGUGGAAUUGACAUCCCUAUGUUAGACAAUGUCAUCAAUUAUAAUUUUCCUGGAAAACCUAAACUUUUUGUUCACCGUGUUGGCCGAGUGGCUCGGGCAUGUCGCAGUGGUACAGCUUACUCAAUAAUCACACCUGAAGAAGCUCCUUAUCUUCUUGACCUUCAUCUUUUCUUAGGAAGAUGUUUGAAGCUAGCCAAAAACUAUCCUAAAGAAACUGAUGGAAUUUAUGGAUCUGUACCUCAGGAAAUUAUUGACGAAGAAACAGAUUUGUUGAAAAGAUGUCAUGAUAGCUCCAUAGACUUGACUAAUCUCGUAAAUGUUUGUAAAAAUGCUUACAAACAGUAUGUAAAAUCUCGAGCAGCACCUGCAGCUGAAUCGGUGAAGAGGAUGAAGCAGCUUAUGAGUUCUGCUAUUGGAAUUCAUCCACUCUUUCAAGGUCAGAAAAAGUUAAUAUUGUUGCUGUUACUAGAGAACAGUAAGUCUGUCAGAUAUGUGUUUAUUAUUAAUGUAGAUGAAGUUACAAUUUUUGAGAUUGGUCGAACGUCCAAAAGUCAAGCUCGCGAUGUAAUGCAGUGCAAAAGGAAUCAUCAUGAAAAGGUGAUUAAUAAGGCUCGUACUAAACAAGAAUUACAAGUUACAGAAAAGAAGGAGAAAACACAAAGUUCACCCUGUGUUGAAGAUGAUGAUGUGCAGAAAAAUCCUUAUACAAAACCUAGUUUGACAACCCUAACUUUCAACAGUUAUAAACAGUGGAAAGAAAAGUAUAAGGUCGAUAAACAAGAUGACGAUGAUGAAGAGAUUAAUCCUGGUACUAAGUCACAUACACCAGUGAGAAAAGGUAAAUUUACCAAGUUACCCCGAAAGCGUCAACUAGGUCAGGGUCGAUCAGACCAAAAACGUGAGUUAAGACGUCCAGAAGAAAUUCUGAAGGCAAGGCAAAAGAAAGCUCGGAUGCAGUUUCACCAAAAAAGAAGACAGGCAGAGCGAUCAAAGAGGAAAGGAAAAAACAAAAGAAGAUAAACUAUUACUAAGUUUGUGUAAACAUGGCUAAUGUGUAUAGGUGGAUAUAUUAAAUUUCUAUUUAAUAUGGU
Molecule: messenger RNA, 2388 nt
Organism: Limulus polyphemus (Atlantic horseshoe crab)
Lineage: Eukaryota; Metazoa; Arthropoda; Merostomata; Xiphosura; Limulidae
Product: ATP-dependent RNA helicase DDX54-like
Exons: 15
Coding region: 182-2317 (711 amino acids)
Molecular function (GO): nucleic acid binding; RNA helicase activity; ATP binding
Source: RefSeq, a predicted model, not a curated record